Molecule: messenger RNA, 2347 nt
Organism: Populus euphratica (Euphrates poplar)
Lineage: Eukaryota; Viridiplantae; Streptophyta; Magnoliopsida; Malpighiales; Salicaceae
Exons: 5
Coding region: 220-2172 (650 amino acids)
Source: RefSeq, a predicted model, not a curated record
GCCUCUCGAAUUCGUUAGCUUUUGCCGCCUCCUUUGAUCCACAGGAAAAAUAUUUAUAUUUCUCUAUAACUACUCUUUAAUUUUCAAGCAUUCUCCAAAUAAAUAAUCCAUUUAUCAUCAUCGGAUCAUCAUCUUCUUCUUCUUCUUUCGUCAAACUCCUAUUCAUCAUCAACCCGGUUACCAUUCACUUAUCAUCAUCUCCUUGUAGUUCUGUAACACAUGGAGAUGGAGCUAGAGCAAUCCAUGCAGAGAGAGGCCACUCCUAGUACUGCUCAAGCUAUGCCCUCGAAGAGUACUUGGACUUCUACCAUCUUGGCAAACGACGACUCACCAUCAGUUACACCUACUGGUAUUAGUAGUUCGUCAUCUCCUUUGAUAUCAUCUUCUGCUAAAGAUCGUUUCCGUUGCUCGAAAUCGUUUAGGGCACUAGAUAUUGGUGCCCCGAAGAGCAACAGUACCACUGAUAAAAAGCUAGCAUGGUUGCGCUCUCAAAUCAUUGGUGAUGAUGUAGAGUUUGAUUCUCCAUUUGGAAAGACAAGACUCACCUAUGCUGAUCAUACUGCCUCCGGGAGAUCUCUUCGCUAUAUCGAGAAUUUUAUCAUCAACAACGUCCUCCCCUUCUAUGGUAAUACACAUACUAGUGACAGUUAUGUGGGACAUAAGACCACAAAAAUGUUGCAUGAAGCUGCCGAAUAUAUCAAGAAGUGCUUAGGUGGGAGCCAAGAUGACGCAAUCAUGUUUUGUGGCUCAGGCACCACCGCAGCCAUUAAGAGAUUACAAGAAGUAAUGGCCAUUGCUGUGCCAUCAACUUUGAGAGAUAGGCUAAUUAAAUGCCUAAGUAACGAAGAGAGAUGGUUGGUUUUUGUUGGUCCUUAUGAGCACCACUCGAAUCUGCUAUCGUGGAGGCAAAGCUUGGCAGAAGUAAUUGAGAUAGGUUUAGACGACAAUGGCUUGAUAGACAUUGAAGAUCUAAGGCAACGACUUGAAUCAUAUAAACAUGCAAACAGGCCUAUUUUGGGUUCCUUUUCAGCUUGUAGUAAUGUGACUGGGAUUUUCUCGGAUACUCGAGGAAUUGCUCGACUUCUUCAUCAACAUGGUGGUUUUGCUUGUUUUGAUUUUGCUGCAAGUGGUCCAUACGUGAAAAUUGAUAUGAGAUCCGGAGAGAUUGAUGGUUAUGAUGCGAUUUUCCUUAGCCCACACAAAUUCCUAGGGGGGCCAGGAUCACCGGGAAUACUUCUGAUGAGCAAAGCCCUUUAUCAGCUAGGAUCCUCAGCUCCAUCAACUUGUGGAGGUGGGACUGUUGAUUUUGUAAAUGGCUACUGUGAAAAGCAUACAUUGUACUUGAAUGACAUAGAGGAGAGAGAGAGUGGAGGAACUCCUCAAAUAAUUCAAACCAUUAGAGCAGCAUUAGCUUUCUGGGUUAAAGAAUACAUUAGCCACCGAGUGAUUGAAGAGCAAGAGAAUAUGUACAUCGCAAAGGCACUCCACAGGCUUCUCCCAAACAAGAAUAUAUGGGUUUUAGGUAACACUACUGCUAAGCGACAAGCUAUACUGUCCUUCCUCAUAUACUCCACCACAAACUCUUCUUCAACAAGCAUGAUACAUGAGAGCAGCACAACUGAUAGCAAAAACACCAACGAUGAGGUUCUUUACAUGUGGGGAGAGAUAGGAAACAAAAGGGACAAGCCUCUUCAUGGACCUUUCGUCGCAGCACUCCUUAACGACCUAUUUGGUAUUCAAGCUAGAGGUGGCUGUGCUUGUGCUGGCCCCUACGGUCAUAGUUUGCUCCUUGUCAAUGAGCCACGCUCCCUAGCCUUCAGAUCUGCCAUAAAUAAGGGUUAUGUUGGAGUAAAGCCAGGUUGGACAAGAGUUAGCUUCCCCUACUACAUGUCAAGUGAGGAUUUUGAGUUCAUUCUUGCUGCGAUUGAGUUUACAGCCAUUUAUGGCCAGCGAUUCCUCCCACUGUAUCACUUCAAUUGGAAAACAGGUAGCUGGACGUUCAGAAACAAGGAAUUCAAGAACCCAGUAGACAAAGAAAACAAUAAUGACACCAACAAGUUCGCGUCAUAUUUUACGAGGGCUAAACACAUUGCGAAUCUGCUUCCCAAAUUCCCUUCCCAACGAAAGAUUCCUCGGGAAAUAGACCUUGACCUCUUGUAUUUCCGAGUCUAGUACCACUCCACCUCCUGCUGUUGGCUACUACUGAGUGUUCCUGUGUGGAGUCAUGCUGGCAUGUCAAUUUUUCUUCUAUUGAGGUAUUCAUUAGUAUCACAUUGAUAUAUAUGUGUAUGUAUAUCAAGAAAAUAUACACAUUUUUUUUUUAAUUUCUUUUUACAGUUUAUUUUUA